Messenger RNA from Thunnus maccoyii (southern bluefin tuna), 4134 nucleotides. It is a transcript of the gene mtmr1a, whose product is annotated as myotubularin related protein 1a. Gene Ontology annotation, molecular function: phosphatidylinositol-3,5-bisphosphate 3-phosphatase activity. The transcript has 19 exons. NCBI's taxonomy places the organism in Eukaryota, Metazoa, Chordata, Actinopteri, Scombriformes, Scombridae. Gene Ontology annotation, biological process: dephosphorylation. The record is from RefSeq and is a predicted model, not a curated record. Bases 268 to 2328 code for a protein of 686 amino acids.
UCAAUAGGCGGAGCUACAGAGCGGGAAGAGAUGCAGGCGAGAGGCAGUCAGGAAGAAACACACAUUUUGAAAUAAGAGGAAACCCACAGACUCAGCGGCAGAGCCUUUAAAUACAAAACAAAUUUUACUAAUUGACAGUCUCGAGCCCCAACAGGACAAACAGACACGCGCGCGGAGGGCGGACACUGGUUUCAUUUCAUCCGCAUCUUAAUCGCAGAGGAAACCGUCCGCCCCCAGUGACCCAGACAGUAAACAGUCCUCUGACAGAUGGAGAAACAGGCCGGAGCCGCCGGGGCGGCGGACGGAGCAGGGCCGAACAGAAAGCCCUGGGGCUCGCCGACCUGCGGGCCAGCCGCUAGUGAAACCCAGGACAGUCCAUCAGGUUCUCAUGUAGAGUGGUGUAAACAGCUGAUAGCAGCCACCAUCUCCAGUCAGAUCUCAGGAUCAGUCACACCUGACAUUGUGAACAGGGACAACAAGGCUGGGAGAAGACCAGAAUUUCUGGAUUCACAGGAUGAAGGGCUUUGUUACCAUGGAGAAAGUGAUUCUGAGCAUCCUUCCAAUGCUUUGAACCUUCCAGCUCUGAGAUACGGGGCGCAAGUCAAAAUGUUCCAGAACCAGGUUCCUCUGCUACCAGGAGAAAGCAUCAAGACUACAGUAAAGGAUGUGAUGUACAUCUGUCCAUUCAGUGGUCUGGUUAACGGGACUCUGACCAUCACAGACUACAAGCUCUACUUCACCAGCGUGGAGAGGGAGUCUCCAUUCAUUCUUGAUGUGAACCUGGGAGUCAUCAGCCGACUGGAGACCAUCAGCGUCCCCAACCAAGGAGAGAACAACAAAGGAUUGGAGCUAGUCUGCAAGGACAUGAGGAGUCCGAGGUUUGCCUAUAAGACAGAGGAGAGUCAUCCGGAUAUAGUGGAGGUGCUAACCAAACAUGCCUUCCCUCUCUCCCACAACCUGCCUCUGUUUGCCUACCAGUACAAGGAGCAGUUUCCUGUGGACGGCUGGAAGGUGUACGACCCAAUGGCAGAGUACAGACGCCAGGGUCUCCCUAAUGAGAGCUGGACCAUCAGUAAGAUGAAUAGCACCUAUGAGCUGUGUGACACCUAUCCCUCCAUCCUGGUCAUCCCCACCAACAUCACAGACGAAGACAUCAAACGAGUGGCCGUGUUCAGAGCUAGGCACCGCAUACCGGUCUUAUCCUGGAUCCACCCAGAAACUCAGGCCACCAUCGUACGCUGCAGCCAGCCGUUAGUCGGCCCAUCAGACCGUCGCUGUAAAGAGGACGAACGCUUUCUCCAAAUCAUCAUGGACGCCAACGCCCAGUCUCAUAAGCUCACCAUCUUUGACGCACGGCAGAGUAGCGUAGCAGUCACCAACAAGGCAAAGGACGGAGGGUUUGAAAGUGAGAGUUUCUAUCCCAAUGUGGAGCUGAACUUCCUGGAUAUCCCCAACAUCCAUGUGAUGAGGGAGUCUCUGAGGAAGAUGAAGGACAUGGUUUAUCCUACCAUAGAUGAAGUCCACUGGCACUCUAAUAUUGACCAGACGCACUGGCUGGAGUACAUACGGUUGUUACUAGCAGGAGCAGCUAAGAUAGCUGAUAAACUGGAGUCGGGGAAGACGUCGGUGGUGGUUCACUGCAGUGACGGCUGGGACCGGACGGCACAGCUCACCUCUCUGGCCAUGCUGAUGCUGGACAGCUACUACCGCACUCGCAAAGGAUUCCAGGUUCUGGUGGAGAAGGAGUGGAUUAGUUUUGGACACAAAUUUGCUGCUCGCGUGGGUCACGGUGAUGAGAACCACGCCAACUCAGAGCGCUCGCCUCUCUUCAUCCAGUUCAUGGACUGCGUCUGGCAGAUGACUCGUCAGUUCCCAGCAGCCUUUGAGUUCAACGAGCUGUUCCUCAUCACAGUGCUGGACCACCUGUACAGCUGUCUGUUUGGUACAUUCCUCUAUAACAGCGAACAGGAACGGGCAGCCAAGGACGUUCAGACCAGCACUGUGUCCCUGUGGUCCUACAUUAACAGCCAACCCGAGGACUUCACCAACCCCUUCUAUGUGGACUAUGAGCACCAUGUUCUGUAUCCGCUGGUGUCUUCCAGACAUCUGGAGCUGUGGAGCAGCUACUACGCUCGCUGGAACCCACGCAUGAGACCACAGGUGCCGGUGCAUCAGACUCUGAAGGACCUGCUGAUCCUGAGGGCAGAGCUGCAGAGGAGGGUGGAGGAGCUGCAGAGAGAAGCCACCUCCCAUUCCCUGUCCUCCUCCUCUGAACACUCUCCCUCCCCCACACACACCACUGGAACUCCACUGCACACUGCUGUCUGACACACACAUACACACACACAUACACCAGAAACACACUUACACAUCACUGUCACACACUCACACAAGGUUUUAUGCAUGUUUUACUCCCAUUACUAAAAUGUUUAAAAUGUGAGAGAAAGACAUUCCUACAUUUGUGCAAAAACAUUUUUGCAAAGUAAAAUGAUGUUUGUGAAGUAAAAAGAAGUAUUUAAAGAAGCUUUAGGAAUCUUAACAGUUCACUUCCUACGGUCUCGAUUCGAUUCAGAAUCGUUUAAGAAUUGAAUGAAGUGCCACCAGUUUUACCUGCAAGUGUUUUCAUUUUGAAUGAAGAACUGAUACCGUUUGUCUCAGGGCUCUACUUUUGUCAAUAUUCAGUGGUCAGUGAUUCUUCUACUUCCCUCGUGCAAACACUGCCUCCUUUGUUAGAUAAGAGCACCGACCAAACCUGAAGCACUGCUGCCUGGGACUGAACACAGAUGUCUUUCUCAUGGACGUUUUCCUUUAUUUGUCUAAAAGGUGUUGUUGUUAUUUCUUUACUUUGCCUUUCCAUGUGUCUCUGCUCCCACAUGUGAGUUUGUGUUCUGCGAUUGCCAACCACGUUACUAUAGUAACAUCUCUUCUGACUAGUGUUUCUCACUAAUAAACCAAACUAGAGCUUUGGCAGGUAGAGCUCAUCUCAUACUGUAAGUAGUGAACAUCCUGCCUGUUUGACUGUUUGUCAUGUUUUUACAGCCUGACAGCACACUGUAUUUUUGAGGCCAGUACUGAUAUUGAUAUUUGAGAGUUUAAAAAUCCAGUAACGAUUUAUCAGUUGGUAUCAGUUUUCUAAACUACAUAUAAAUAUUUUUUUUUUAAGAAUUGUGACCAAGAUCUGUACAGAGCAGGACAGUGUCACCGGUACCAUCUGUUGUUUUUUAUGUGUUUUGGUUUUUUUUUUGCUUCAGCUUAAGUUAUUUUUAUUGAAAUUUUCCAGGAUUCCUUAUUGCCUCAGCUUCAUUCAUAUCUUUUUUUGGAUAUAAUCCUGCCCACAGACCUGCUUCAAAUUCAUUUCGAACUCAAAGCAAAUUUUUACCUCGCAUUAUUUAUAUAAAUUGAACAGACGGAGCGAUUUCGCAGUCUGUCCAAACAGCCAGUGCACUGACUAUACAGAUGUUAGCUGUAGCAACAGUGACUGAUCUCAGAAUUGACCAAAAAAUCUUUUUUUCCCCUCCAAUCUCUCUGCAUCCUUCUAUUCUGGAUGUUUUAAGAUGGUCACAAAGUGUUUUCAGAAUUUGAGUCUUUGAAUUCCUUUAUAUGCAAUGCACCAUCUAAAAAUUGUGAUUUGCUUUCAGUAAAAAUGGCGCCAUGCUAGCCAAGCAUGAGUACAAUUAGCACUGAGCCAAACGUUAGCGCUGAUUAUGGUUUCAACUCUACUCAUAUUGCCUUUAUUUCAAGAAUCCAACUUAAUCUGCAAUUUCAUUUAACCUUAGAUAAACAAAUCUAUCCUAUGUGUUGGAUGAACCAAGUUAGCUGGAUAAGAAUUUACAGGAUAACUUUAGCCGGCUAACAUCAGAGGAUUAGUUAAACCUCAUAAAGAACUUGUUUUAAAUAAUCACAGUUCAUAUUUUACCCACUCACAGCUCUGUCCUGUGUUUUUUUUAAAAUAAUAUCAGUGUAUUUUUACAGAUCAUAUGUAAUAUAACCCAUACUGUCAUGUGAUGUAAUGUGUAUAUCUUGUCUUUUUUAUGUUAAUAACAUGUCUGUGUAAUUACAUGAAUAUCACAACCCUUCUCCUAAUGAGCCAUAAUCACUUCCGACAUUCCAUUGUAAACAAUAAAAAAAAAAGAA